GUCGUAAACCACAGCGAGUUUCUGGUUCACUCGUAGGAGUCUGCCUCAGGCUGCUGAUGGGAACAACGUCUUCGCUGGUAUCGCGGGAACGGGACCUUCCCGACAGCUUCCACGCUGAUCGCCGCGAAAUCUAGAACCUUCGUGUCAUCUCAUAUGCAGUGGAGGGGUGGAGAUGGGCGUGAAAUCCGGGGCUGACGAAUGGUGAGGAAGGCUGUGGUUUGGGUUCGCGUUGACAGGAGAAGGGGGCCACGCUUCGGUUUUUGGGGCGUCGUCAUGGGGAUGGUAGGUUCAGCACACGAGGUUAACCGUUUGCUGGAAUGGCAGUGUACCUAUGAAUCGUGCAAACAACAACAACAACCAACUGCAGCUACAUGUAGCCAGGCCACGCCAAGGUGACUGAGUUUGGACUUCUAAAGGAGGUUAGAGCAGUCGAAUCCACCGUUAGCGAGCAGGCAAUUGGAGCUGUCUUCCUGUGGCUCUCGGGUUGCGUUGUGGAUGGGGAAUCACUAGAGAUGCAGCCUUUUCUGCCCGGGGUUAUGGCAACGGAGUCUUCGGCAAGCGUCACGACGGCUGCUACUGCUGCGGGUGGGACAGCGUCGGCGGCGUCAACGGCAUCGGAGAGGGGACGUGCGACAUCGUCGAGUUCUGUCGCCAGGCCACUUACGUUCUCGAUAGCAAAGAUUAUGGAGCCGGACAGACGAGUUCCGGAGCCAGCACUCUCGUUCCCACGGCUUCCUUACCCCGUCAACAUCGAUUCAGCGUUUAAGAAGUACGUGCCCGCGUUCCGCCCUCAGGACUUACUACACCAGUAUCCGCUACUGUAUUAUCAUCCGAACCAUCUUCUGAGGGUGUCUUAUCCGAGCGCUCCUGGAACGACGUCCUGUAGCGUUCCAGUAGGUCCUACGCCCAUCACUGUGCCGACGACCGAAUCCAGCCCCAUCAGCGCCAAGACGCCUCUCCCGGGAGCUGUCGCUGCCUCCGGUUCUGAGCACAAGGUCACCACGGCUUCUGGCCCACUGUCCCCAAAGCCACAAGCGUCGCUGUCGCACCAGCAGCGGGAGUCACCUGACCGCCUGAGCAAACGACCUGCUUCUAGUGCGACCGCUGCAGCCAAGCAGAAGAGUUUCACGUGUCCCGAAUGUGGCAAAGUUUUCAACGCGCAUUACAACCUCACAAGGCACAUGCCUGUGCACACAGGCGCCCGGCCGUUCGUGUGCAAGAUAUGUGGGAAAGGCUUUCGACAGGCGUCCACUCUGUGUCGACACAAGAUCAUCCACACGGCGGAAAAACCGCACAAGUGUCAAACAUGCGGCAAGGCUUUCAACCGUAGUUCAACGCUGAACACGCACACGAGAAUUCACGCAGGUUACAAGCCAUUCAUAUGCGAAUUCUGCGGGAAGGGAUUUCACCAAAAGGGUAACUAUAAGAACCAUAAACUGACGCAUAGUGGCGAAAAGGCCUACAAAUGCAACAUAUGUAACAAAGCAUUUCAUCAGAUCUACAACCUUACAUUUCACAUGCACACUCACAACGACAAGAAACCAUUUACGUGUAAAAUCUGCGGGAAAGGUUUCUGUAGAAACUUUGAUCUCAAAAAGCACAUGAGGAAACUACACGAGGCGAGUGGAAGUGGCAGUUCUCUGGCACAGGUGCCACCCCCGCCUUUCCCCAGUGUGCCCCCAGCAGGCAGUCACGCGUUCAUUGCCCCGUUCUUGCUACCGCCCCCGGGACCCGCGUACAUCUCGAAGAUCUUGUGACCCAGCCACGGCUACUGCAGUGUGCGAGCAAGCAGCUCCAUGCCGCUCCUCACGGCCCCCUCCGGCGUCGCAGGACCUAGUCUGCACGCGGCAUGCCACGUCCUGAGUGCAAGAAGCAGGAGGCUCGCAGGUCAAAGUAGGGCAAACUUCAAUUGAUGUGCCCACUCGCUGCAUAAUAAAGGGUUCGAAAUUUCUUCACGAAGCCACAACCAGUACACAGUAGAUCUUCACUUAAAGUGUCGAGAAUGUUCUGGCUCUGCUGACAACGGGAAAAGAGAGUUUCAAGAAGAUGGCUUGUCUUCUGGGGUGUUGCGCCGUGUAGUCUGGUAGAAGUUUACCAAACUUACUCGGCGCCGUGAAAACUUCAAAUCCUACUAAAGAAUCCCCACUUACAGUGGCAAUAAUCUUGGUCAGAAUUAGCCUGUCAACAUGUUUAUGUUUCACCAUUAUUUUCCGCUUACUGUACAAUUCAACCAACCCCACGGAAAUUUAUGAGAAGAAUCAGGAACAUAACAGUCUCUUGGUUUAGCGGGUUGCGUUUCUGUCCUGCGAAUAACAACACCAAAUUGACAGUAUAAAAUUAGUGUAGGGUAGACGAGGAAUCUUUGGCAAAUCGGGCGUACGAGUGUGAAUUGGAUUCAUCUGACUCACGACCCGGACUUUUUUUUAGGGCUGUCGUUAACGAAGUGAUGAAACUUUUGGUUCCACAACAGACGGAUAUUUCUUGAUCAGCUGAGCGACUUAAAGUUUCUCAUGAAGAACUCUGGUUCAUGGAGUUAUUAUAGCUAUAUUUAAUUAUAAAACACAAACAUGACGCAUUUAAACUUUAAACUUAUUAUAGCUUAUUUCAGCAACUCAGUAUGAAGCUCUACUGUGUACAUCGGAAUGUUGCGCAAUGUUGUAACAAGGCUUUGGAAACAAACUGUAGACCCGCGCAAGAAAUCGGCGUUCACUUGUUAUUGUUUCUAUAUUACUCAGUAUAACUGAUAAAGUUUAGAAAACAAAAUUUUGCAUAAGAAUUUCGUCUGACACUACAAUGCCCUGUGUUCCUUGUUUGAUGUAAACUUAACGUGGCGCCAAAGCGUCUUCAUUCUCACCACAGCAAAAACCUCAAAUCUCAAAUGAUCCGCACUGCUGAAUUUAAGACAGAAAAUAGUGCAUUAUUGUCACUAUUGUUCUUCUGACGCGCAUUCUAAAGUUAAAACCAUAACAUCGGCUUCGUACUGAGACAUGCGACGGCAGUCAAAGUUGGUCGUGUUUCCUGAAAAGCGCUGUUUUGGUGACUUGAAAGACAAAAUUGUUCUCUGCAGUAAAUACAACAUAUUCCACAGCGAAAAAUUCCAGACGACUGUUUCAAAGAAUAUUACGUCCAGUUCUCUUGCACACAUGACGAAAUUCGAAACACUGCGGAUAUUUUCAUACCAUCAAAUCGGUUUUAUCUCACUCAGAAAUUAAAGUUCCAUGAUUGUACUCCGUUACAAAGUUUUUACAAAACUAGAAAAUGGAUCUUCCUCGGUCAAUGCGCUAUAUUGCCAUAGCAAGCCCUAGGAAGUAGUCCAGCUCACGAGGAACUGCAUAAGGACAAAUUGGGAUGCGUUGAAAAAUCACUCUGCAUUUUCGAAUAUUACAGAAUUAAAAUCAUAUAUGCAUUUACCUUCCUUAAUUUAUAAUAUUAUUUCGUUAACUAAAUUGAAUUAUAUUUUCUAUGAGAAAUAUUAGAAUGAUAGACUAUACCUUUAUUAUUUUAAUUAAUUCCCAUGGGAAUAUCCCAUCAAUGUCGUAGAACUUAAUGUCGGGAAGGUAAUUCCGAUAUCAACCGGUCAUUUACAUUGUUAAUAUUAUUCAAGUCAUACGCUGAAUGACAUAUUCGUCGUCAAUGCAUAACUGCAGGAGAUUAUUCACAUACAGCAAAUGCGUGCACAGUCAGCGGGCCGAGAGGAGAGGUCGUGAGGGGUAGGUGACUGACGGGCCUUUUAGAACUUUUGGAAGGACCUAUGACAUAAUAGGCGGUACGGCCUGCUGUUUGGUCACAGAUUGUAAAGGCACCAGGGGUCACAAGCAGUCUGCGGGGUGCAGGAUGCAGCAGGGGACUCAACUCUCUGUACCAUUGUGGUAACGGAUUAAAUGUUUUCUUGCUUCAACCAUCCGGAAAAGCCUCCCAGAGCAAGACUUCUACUAGUCCCUUCCAACUUACGGCGGUGUUGAAUGAGGAAGUUCCUGUGUGAGCAUGUUGGAACCUUCAACAUGUUAAUUCAAUUUAGUCACGGAGUUGGCGCGAGAAGACCAAAGAUUUUAAUACAAAUGUGAGUGCAAUACAUAGACGAAUACGGAUUGUGAAUAUCAGAGUACGAAAAAUUUAAAUUAUAUAUAUAUAUAUAUAAUAUAUAAUACAGAUAAUGUGUUUUAUAUUAAUAGAACUUAAAAUUAAGAAUUUGAUGUUGAAUUAUAUAUAAAUAUGAUUCGAUUGAUAGUGCAUACGCUUUGUGAAAAGUGCUCAUAUUUUUCAAUAUGAAGAAAGCGACAUGUUUAAUUUGUGAUGGACAAUGGAACACAUGUUGGAAUUAACUCUCACGUUAGUUCUUUAUUGUAAAAGAAGAGAAUUGGUGAAUGUGUUUCAUUGUAUGUUCCACGUUACUCUACUUUUCCAUGAAAGAUGUUGUAUGCUAUCAUAGAAGAAACAAAGUUGGCAAAUUGUUUCCCUUAGGCUUGUAGGCCCUAUCAACUGUGUAACUCUGAAUAAUGUCGCUGUGUACUUCUCUCGGACGGCGAUAAGAAGUACUGCAGUGCCACCAAUCAGAGAUGGACAUAACUAUCAAUAAAUACCAUUGUUUAUAAAAAUGUCCUGAUUUUUUCCCAACUUUAAUAAUAAAUAUGAAGACGUGCGGUGUUCUGGGUUGUGACGUAGCGUACUCCUGUAGAUGGUUACAUACGAUCAUACGAAGACGUUGUUAAACACCUACAAGACUACGGAAUCACAAACCAGAAGGCUACAAAUGCCAUUUCCGCCUACGUGAAGCUGAAAUCUCAGAAUUUAUUUAUAGUUUCAGAAGUUAAUUCUGCAUUCAAACAGGCCAAAUGUCUAAUCCAUAUAGCCAUUUUACAAUUUUCUUUGUAUAUUCCAUACAACCAUGCCUAAAGCAAAG
Molecule: messenger RNA, 4900 nt
Organism: Zootermopsis nevadensis
Lineage: Eukaryota; Metazoa; Arthropoda; Insecta; Blattodea; Termopsidae
Biological process (GO): regulation of transcription by RNA polymerase II
Cellular component (GO): nucleus
Molecular function (GO): DNA-binding transcription factor activity, RNA polymerase II-specific
Source: RefSeq, a predicted model, not a curated record